AUGCAUCUGGUCAAGUCAAUUGCGACGGGAUUGCUGCUCGCUGGCUGCGUACUGGCAUCAGCAGUCCCUAAGGCAGCGCCAGCGCCAGUAGCCCAGCAUCAUCCUCACAAGAUUACACCCAAGGUGUUCAUCGUCUCUAUGUUCAAACCCGAAGCCGCUGUCUGGUGGAACAUCCCCGAGUUUGAUCUCUUCGCGCACAACAUCACAGUUCCCGGUGCUUCACCCGUCUAUCCCGAUAUCUACUGCACCGCCGACUACAGCAUCUGCCAGCUGAUCACCGGCGAAGGCGAAGUCAACGCAGCCGUCACCGUCUCCUCGAUCGCCUUCUCCCCCCUCUUCGACCUCACGCACACCUACUUCCUGAUCGCAGGCAUCGCCGGCAUCAACCCCAAGGUCGCCACCAUCGGCGGCGUCACCUUCGCCCGCUAUGCCGUGCAAGUCGCCCUGCAGUACGAGAUCGACAUCCGCGACCUCGGACCAAACUACACUUCCCCCUACAUCCCCCAGGGCGCCUACGCGCCCGACCAGUACCCAGGCAGCAUCUACGGCACCGAAGUGUUCGAAGUCAACGCCGAGCUGCGCUCGCUAGCCGCCUCCUUUGCCCGCACGGCGCAGCUGGCCGACUCAGAGACAGCCAAGGCCUACCGCGGCAAGUACGUCACAGACAAUGGCACCUACGCAGCCGGCACCCAGGCCCCCUCCGUCGUGGAAUGCGACGUCACCACAAGCGACGUCUACUUCAGCGGGACAACCCUCGACGACGUCUUCGACAACACCAUUAGUGUUCUGACGAACGGGACGGGCCUGUACUGCAGCACCGCGCAGGAGGACAACGCGACGCUCGAGGCGCUGCUGCGCGCUGCAUCGCACAACCGCGUGGACUUCUCCCGGAUUAUCGUCAUGCGCACGGCGUCUGACUUUGAGAGGCCGUAUCCCGGUCAGUCGGCGAUUGAUAAUCUGCUGUAUGCGGACCAGGGCGCGUUUGGGCCUGCGCUACAGAAUAUCUACAAUGCGGGGAUCAAGGUUGUGCAGGGCAUUAUGGACGGUUGGAAUAAGACGUUUGCGGCUGGUGUCAAGCCUAGUAAUUAUAUUGGGGAUGAGUUUGGGACGCUGGGGGGGAAGCCGGAUUUUGGGCCGGGGACGACGAUUGCCCGGAAGGAGGCGAAUGCCUUGAGGAAGAGGGGAGUGGCUAAGCGUGGAAGACGGUUGUAG
Messenger RNA from Aspergillus fischeri NRRL 181, 1212 nucleotides. Its product is annotated as purine-nucleoside phosphorylase. Gene Ontology annotation, cellular component: endoplasmic reticulum. Gene Ontology annotation, biological process: nucleoside metabolic process; transmembrane transport. The transcript has 2 exons. Lineage: Eukaryota; Fungi; Ascomycota; Eurotiomycetes; Eurotiales; Aspergillaceae. Bases 1 to 1212 code for a protein of 403 amino acids. The record is from RefSeq and is a predicted model, not a curated record. Gene Ontology annotation, molecular function: catalytic activity.